AUGUGCUCAUCCGAAGGAUCUCGCGACACCGUCCAGACAUCAUGCAAAGCGCUGUCAAAGCCAACAGCGACGCUUCUGACACCCGACGGCGGAGUGCUGGCCACACGCGUGCACUACGAGACACUCAACGACGCACUGUUUCUCCUCAAAGCGACACUGUUCGCGUCAGUGCUCUGUCUGCUGGCAUUUGUAAUACUCUCUCUGGCGUCAGCAAACGUAGACAUCCGGCUCGGCAUGCUGGCGGUGACGACAUACCCGAAGCUGCUGUUUUCAUCGCCCGUGUGGUCAUCGACCUCGGUGUUUGCCGCAAUCCAGGUUGUGUGGUUCCUGGUGUACUGCCUGUUUUCGCAUAUCAUCCGGCUGCACUUCAAUACUGCAGACCCGCCGCGCGACUGGGACGAUCGGAAUGGCGAAUGGUGUGUUGUGGAAUUGGAUGUGAGGCUUGGAAACAAGCCUACCGAGGUGGCGGAGUGCGAGGUGGAGCAGGAGGAUGGCGAGUUCCGAUCGGCGGCGGACCAGUGGAAGCUGUGUGUGCUGCCGACGCAGCAGCAGUCGCUGUUUGCGGGUGUGCCGGUGCAGAUUGCGCUGCUGACGCCCGAUCCCGAGCUGUUAGCGUGGAAGAGGAGAGAAAAGACGAGGCGAGCUGCGGGAUCGGCGUGA
Molecule: messenger RNA, 660 nt
Organism: Linderina pennispora
Lineage: Eukaryota; Fungi; Kickxellomycota; Kickxellomycetes; Kickxellales; Kickxellaceae
Exons: 1
Coding region: 1-660 (219 amino acids)
Source: RefSeq, a predicted model, not a curated record